Molecule: messenger RNA, 2378 nt
Organism: Mustela lutreola (European mink)
Lineage: Eukaryota; Metazoa; Chordata; Mammalia; Carnivora; Mustelidae
Gene: SKA1
Product: spindle and kinetochore associated complex subunit 1
Exons: 7
Coding region: 183-950 (255 amino acids)
Biological process (GO): chromosome segregation; mitotic cell cycle; cell division
Cellular component (GO): spindle microtubule; mitotic spindle; outer kinetochore
Molecular function (GO): microtubule binding
Source: RefSeq, a predicted model, not a curated record
CUCGAGCAGCCCGCGUUCCGGGAGGGCCGACGUGCGCAUGCGCGGCGCGGGGUCCUGGCGGGCACUUUGAAUUUCGCUCCCGGAGUCUCUUAUCCCGGGCUUCUGAGGCUGGGGUCUCGGCGGCUGGCGAUCGUGUAGCGAGUGGCGCUUUGCUCCCGGACCCGCGGCAGGAGGAUUAAAGGAUGGCCUCCUCAGAUCUGGAACAAUUAUGCUCUCAUAUUAAUGAAAAGAUUAGCAAUAUUAAAAGAACUCUGUCACUUAGAAAUUGUGGUCAGGAACCUGCCUUGAGGACUAAAUUAGAUAAAAUAGGAGAUGAGAUCAUUGUAGUAAAUGAACUUCUAAAUAAAUUGGAAUUGGAGAUUCAGUAUCAAGAACAAACCAACCAUUCACUCAAGGAACUCUCUGAAUCCCUUGAAGAGGAUUAUAAAGACGUGGAGCAUCUCAAAGAAAACAUUCCUCCCCAUUUGCCUCAAGUAACAGUAAGCCAGAACUUUGCUAAUGUCUCAGAUCUUGACCCUGAGGAACCAGUCAAAGUUGAGGAAACCGCAGCCACAAAGAAGCCCCCAAAAGAACAAAGAAGUAUAAAAGAAAUGCCGUUUAUAACUUCUGAUGAAUUUAAUGGCAUUCCAGCGUACAUGAAAUCUCGCUUAACCUAUUGUCAAAUUAAUGAUGUUAUUAAAGAAAUCAACAAGGCGGUGGUUAGUAAAUACAAGAUCCUACAUCAACCAAAAAAGUCCAUGAGUUCCGUGGCCAGAAAUCUCUACCACAGAUUUAUUGACGAAGAAACGAAAGAUACCAAAGGUCACUAUUUCAUAGUGGAAGCUGACAUAAAGGAGUUCACAGCUUUGAAAGCUGACAAGCGGUUUCACGUGAUACUGAAUAUCUUACGACACUGCCGGAGGCUCUCAGAGGUCCGCGGGGGAGGCCUUACCCGAUAUGUCAUAACUUGAAGCCCGUGUGCUCUUUUGAACUGGCCAGAUAUGGGGUGUAGGCCACUCCCGUGGUUUCCUUAUAUGUGAUUUCUUUAUAAAUGAUUUCUUUGGCUUUUUCAUUUUCUUUUCUAGCUUCCUAUAAAAACAAAUUUUUAGGAGGUAAAGCACAUAUAUUUUAAAAUUCAUUUUCUUUCAGAACGUAUUUAACCCCCUACCAGAUGAACCUCUGUGCUAGGUAUAUAAUGGAACUAAAAAAUAUUCAUGGUUAAUUUUUGUGUUUAGUGACAGUGCUGUAGACCUCAAUAAGAUAGAUGCACAUGUGAUAAUGGAAGAAAAAGUUCAAGAAGAUAAGGUCAAAGAUACCCUAUCUUUUUUUUUUUUUAAGUAGGCUCCACACCCAGCAUGGAGCUCAGCACAAGGCUUGAACUCACGACUCUGAGAUUAAGAUGUGAGCUGAGACCAAGAGUCAGACACUUAACUAAGCCACUCCGGUGCUUCAGUGAUACCCAGGCUCUUUAGAAUUAAAGGUUGUUAAUGUCAAAAUUCUAUCAAUGGCAUUUCAGUCUACAGGCAGAAGUUGGAUUUAUAGGCAGCCCCCCUCCCUGGGAUGAUUCUGCUUUCCCAUGUGUUGUUAGGGAACAGCUUACCUGAAAUGCAUUUGGUAUGGACCAAUCCAUAAACAUCAACUAUAAUGAAAUUGUAAUAAAAAUAUACUGAGAUGAAAAAAAUGAUAAAAUAACACAUAAGCGGUUUGAUAGUUGUCGUGGAAAAUGGGUGGUUGAAUUGCAAGAAUUGUGGAUGUUUCUCUUGUGCACUUAUGGAGACUGGCUAUGUGUGUUUUAGUCAGAGUUCUCCAGAGAUACAGAACCAAUAGGAGGUAGAUAUAUGGAGAGAGAGAGAGAGGUGAUGACAAAUCGGUUGAGAAGUCCCUCGAUCUGCCGUCUGCCAGCUGGAGACCGAGGAAAGCCGGGCCUGAGAAGCAGAGAGCAUGAGAUGUGGCUCCAGCAGUGAGGCGGAAAAAAGAAGUGAAUGCCUCUUUCUUCCGCCUUUUCUUGUAUUCGGGUCAUGCGCAGAUGGGAUGAUGCCCACACACACUGGGGAGGGCGGUCUACCGAGUCUACAGAUUCAAAUGCUCAUCCCUUCUGGAAACGCCCUCGCAGAGGCGUCCAGAAACAAGGUUUAGUGUGGGCACCCUGUGGCCAGUGCAGGUGACACAUAAAGUGAACUCUCACAGUCUCUGUGCCGUCUGCUGGGUAGAUGGAUCCUUGUAGCCCAGUGAAAACUCAUCGAGGCCUGGUGGCCUGGUGAAUACAAUACACUCCCUGUGAGGACCACAGAGUAUAUUAGAGGCACUACUUACUGUCAUCCUUCCUCCCUAAUUUAAAUGCAGAUGUGUUUAAUCUUUCAUGUCUUGCUUUAAAUAAAAAUAAUGGCAUUAUUCUUUAA